AAAAUGAGUGUUUUAAAGUGCUUUUUGAGUGAAUUUUAUUUUUAUUUAACUAGUAACGUCGAAUAUAAUAAUAAUUUGAUAAAGUGUCACUCGAGAAAGUUAUGUGAAUUGGGUGAUUUUAGUUUUUCGUUGCAAUCAGUGAAAGGACUAAAAGGGGUAGAGUGUAUUUUGAAUAAAUUAGCAGAAAACGAAAUAGAUAGAGAUGAUUUUUUAAAGUCUUUAGUUAGUGUACAAUGGCCCUUAAAAAUAUCGAAGGCUAUUUGGAUAGAUAAUACGUUUCAUGGUUUUUUUAAUAAGCCUUCAGCAUUUUUUGCCAUCAUACAGGGUGUUUUGGAGAAGAAAGACAACUAUGGUCGUCACUUUUUGCAUUCUCGUUAUAAAUUCAAUUUCGAAUUGCCUUUUGAUAGUGAAGAAGUGGAAGGCAAGCAACCAAAUGAGUUGAGAAUGUUGGUUUUUUGUAAUGCUCUAAAUAAUAUUUUAAAAUUUAGAGAAAGUGACGCAGAAUUUGUUUCAAGCGAAAAAGUAGUGAAAGUUCGUUUUGUAUCUAAUAGGGUCCAUUCGAAUAAUGAUGUAAUACUUUUGUGUGGUCCUGUCGUCAGUAAAAAAGACUCGAAAAAACUCCUCGUCACCGCGGAAGAGUUUCACAGAAAAAGGGCAGUAGAUAUGAGACUUAUGGCCGAACACAAGUAUGGCAUAAGGCUCGCCCAAAAUUGGCAAGAAUUGUUUAAAAAGUUAGGAGAAGCUGCUGCUAUAAUAGAAUUGCUACAGAAUAAAAUAAGCCAAGCCACAGUUGUGGAUAUUGACGAUUAUACAGUAUCUAGUAGCAAAGGUGCUUCUUUUAUUUUAUAUAAUUGUGGUCGUUUAUCGACGUUAUUUAGAAAUUUCGAAAAGAAAGUUUCCGAAAAGGUGUACCCUCCAUUGUCCAGCGAUAUUUCAGACGUUAACUUUGCUCUUUUAACAGAACCGGUGAGUUGUUCUUUAAAGAUGCAUAUAACAUAUACAUACAUAAGUAGAGACUAGAUACAAUGUGUUGCUAUUUGUGCUAAAAUUGGCCAUUGUUCUUGCUCAAUAUAGUGUGAAAAGUUCAGUCCGGUUUUUCUUUCCUCUGUUCUCUUGUUCUGAACAACCGACUGAUUUAAUUUCGAAUUGUCGUUUGAACAAUGAGCAUUUUACAAUAAAAGUCCAGUUGUGUUUAUCAUUAUGAUUAUUAUUAUAUUCCUACUUUACAAGACAAUCAUUUUGUAGUUUC
Molecule: messenger RNA, 1249 nt
Organism: Agrilus planipennis (emerald ash borer)
Lineage: Eukaryota; Metazoa; Arthropoda; Insecta; Coleoptera; Buprestidae
Exons: 3
Coding region: 4-1020 (338 amino acids)
Biological process (GO): tRNA C3-cytosine methylation
Molecular function (GO): tRNA binding
Source: RefSeq, a predicted model, not a curated record